CAUAAAAACAGACGUACAAGAAAACAUACGAAGCCUGUACAAAAGACAAACAGCUGCAUCAGUGUGCUUGGUGUUGUGUGGCCUUCGCCUGCAGACGACAACUUUAACGUAUUCAACUUCCUGAUUACAGGAUCCUUCUGCCAUCGCUUCCACGGCCAGCGCUGUUGAAAUGUAUACAUGCACGUUCAUCAUUAUGGCUUCUUUAGUUUUUUUCAAUUGUAUAACCUCUGAUGCAGCGGCUACCUCGCCUAAAACAGAAACGACGACAAAAAACACAGCAAUAACAACAACCCCUCCUAAAGCCACUACAAAAAACCUAAUAACAAAUACAAACACACCAUCCACCUCAAGUUCAACCACACUUACUUCCACAACAACAACCAAACCAACAACAACAACAGCAACUAGCCCGAAAACAACCACCACAACUAUGUCUACAACAAAUUCCACAACAGCAAAAUCUGCACCCACAUCAACAACCCUUAGUACUACAAAGCUUACUGCAUCAUCACCAGUCACCAGUUCUGCAUCUACAUCAACUACAUCACCGACUACUUCCUUAAAGAUGACACAACCAACACCAGGCAAUGUAAACAACGCAGUUUCGAUCAACAUACAAGAAGUAAUGUCUGAAUGUUUUUGCAACCUCUCCCUGUCUCUGAAGUGUGAACUGAGCCUGAAUUUAACACGGGCUAACUUCGCUUUCAAAUUAAACAAUACAACGAAUUUUCAAACUGGACCUAAUAUUUCUGGAAUUUAUAUUUGUGAAUUCACGGAUCUUAAUAGUUUAGCCAUAAGUAAUACAAGUAGGAAUAACUGCACGUUGUAUAACAAUUCAAGCAAAGAUGUUUGCAGUGCGCUAGAUCCAAACACAGCGCUUCACCUAAACAAUUGUUCUGGGAAUAAAUCAGUUACGUGGAACAUGAACACAUUUAUCAACAUACAGUUUACGGGUGCGGUGGUUGAAUUGCAAGUAAAUAACACUGAAACUUUGUGUAGUGGAUUUUUCCGUAACUCGCAGACUUCAUCUUCAACAGAUGCUGGGAAAAUCGCAGGUGCUGUAAUUGGAGCGUGUGUCGGUAUUGUGCUUGUGGUUCUUCUCGUUAUCAUCCUUCUUAGGUUUCGAAGAAAAAGGUCAAGGGCGUUGAAACAACACACUUCCGCUCCAAACAACGCCCUCGCUGGUUUUAGUAAUGACACGGCCUAUCGAAAUUCUGAUUCUGAUUUGAAAAACUAUGAGCUGAUUAGCGUAGAUGACGAUCAAUAUUCUAAAAGCCGAGGUUAUCGGGCUUUCCAAGACAAUACAGAUGGGGACACUAACAAUACACGCUAUACUAAUAAUAGACCUGGAGAUUAUGUCCAAGCGGGAAGGGGUACCGGAACUGACGUCAUCACGUCUGAAACAACACCUGCUGUAAACAAUAUAUCAGUUGGCCAAGCGGACAAACAUCCGGAUGACUGUGAAGCAGACGACGGUUAUUCGACUUUUAACAACGAAGCUAAACACGAUUACUCCGUGUUGCGAUACCGUGUGGUAGAAACAACGAACCCUUAUAAUGUCUUGCUCGGAGAGAAACAAGAUCCCAAAUAUCGGGAUCCGAUUCCUCAGCCUAGACGCUAUUCUGACGUAUCGUACGAAGGAAUGUCCCCUUUCACAGAACCGAUUACAAAUUCGGACGAUACUGGUGUUAAAGAAGUGGAUAUUAUCGAUCUAUCUAAAAUCAAACCUGACGAUUACGACUACCCGGUAAUGGUGUGUGAUAAUAAAGCUAAUGAAAUUGAUGAAGAUGAAUAUUCGACACCGUUAAGCGUUGACAAUUUAGUGAGAAACAAGGAGAGAAAUGCCACUAUAAAUCCUUAUAUUGUAUCUAAGACCACACAAUCAGCACCCACACACCUAACUAUAACAGAACCGGCACCCACACAUCAAACCCACACAACUACCAACACAACCGGAAAUGAGCAUGCUUCCUCCCAGCAGCCAGUAGAGGACGAAUCACCCACAUAUUACUACACACAGCACAGCCUCUUAAAACAUCUUCAAGUCUAGCGUCAGGCUUGGUCAUCGUCACCAUAGCAACGGAUAUUUUGUUCUGGUGUUUAAAGGGACUAAAUGAACACAAUUGUGAUAUUUUUUUCUCUAAAAACUCCAGCACAGUUGUAUCACCUCCUAUGAAUUCAAAGAAAACAUAUUUAAGCGAAACAUAAUUCAAUAUCAAAACAACUAUACACUUUUUCUCGUUUGUGUUUGUAAAGAUAUUUUUUUAAAAUACUCAUUGAUAAAGUUUGCAGAUUAUGUUCCAAUUCUUGUAUUAAUGGCUGCAUGUUCGCAUGAGUAGCAUUCCUUAUAACGAAAUGUUACCAUCAACGAUCUUACACUAUCCCUAGCGGUAACCAUAACAACAAAGACUAAAACACUACCCGCCAGUCUGUGAUUCAAGCUGAAUGGGGUCUCUCCUUCCAGAUAAUGUAAAUAAGAUCAAUUUUCUAGUUGAAUUACCGCUCUGUUUUUAAUUAUCCAUGGUCUAACUGACAAUUUGAUGAUUGCUCAUUGAUAAUCCAAGAAGUGCCUGAACACUAUGAUAUGAAGUGUCAGUGUUACUCAUACAGCUGAUUGACCUAAGGGACAGUUACCUUUGCAGCUUAGAAUCAGCAGUUGCUAAAAGGGAACCAGAUUCGUUUAUAAUGUACAUAAAGUAUAUAAAGGACUGCCGUUGAAAUAAUAUCAAUUUUAGUUUUACUUUUAGCAAGAGUGAGGACAGAACCAUAACUGAUGCCAAAUCAAAAAGGAAAAUAACGCGUGUAGUAUAUAAUAGUAGUAAGACUUUUGUGACGAUGUGUCGCGAAAUAAAAUCGCAUUCAUUUGACAAUUUUGGAUGAACUAAAUUAAUGAUUAAAUAAUGAAAUGCACAAACGCGUGCCUAUUUUAGAAGAAAGGGCGUACAUUUGUGGAUAUUUUAUAGGGCUCUUUUUUUAUUACUAACUAUAGUACGGGGAUAAAACUAAAACUCGGCUUUAACUAACGGUCUACCGUCAUUUAUAAACACUCAAUACUGAAUUUGUUUUCUUUUUUAAGCAUUGACUCGUUUUAUUUCUAUAAAAUUUUGAUGAAUUUUUAUUGCUUUUUGUUUAGUUAAUUACUGUUCUACUGUGGAAAAUAAACCAAAGAUGUGUUUCGUUGUUU
Messenger RNA from Physella acuta, 3184 nucleotides. RefSeq names its product serine-rich adhesin for platelets-like. The record is from RefSeq and is a predicted model, not a curated record. Lineage: Eukaryota; Metazoa; Mollusca; Gastropoda; Physidae.